Messenger RNA from Dichomitus squalens LYAD-421 SS1, 1023 nucleotides. RefSeq lists its product as uncharacterized. Bases 1 to 1023 code for a protein of 340 amino acids. The transcript is spliced from 3 exons. Lineage: Eukaryota; Fungi; Basidiomycota; Agaricomycetes; Polyporales; Polyporaceae. The record is from RefSeq and is a predicted model, not a curated record.
AUGCAGUCAGCUGUAGAGAGCGCAUCCUACUCUGACGACGGUUCGGCGCAAUCCAGUCCUUCCAGCUACGAAUCGUAUUUCGAGCUCGAUAGAAGCGACUUCUUCAACUCCGAGAGUGACUUGGCCUCGUGGAUAGAUAACCUUCCUGACAUCGACGAUAUUAUGAACUCCGAAUCGCUUCUUGGCGAGCUUGGGCCUCCCCAGAGAUGGCAAUCACCCUCGCCCCCACCUCCCCCUGUGAUUGCCCCGGAGUGGGAUGAUACUGGCGCUGCAUUCAGCGCAGAACGACUCCGUCACUAUAUACCGGAUGCGAAGGUUCUCCCAACCAUCCGCGGAUCUCUAGGCAUUCUGGACAACGAGAACCUUCGCAUCGAUGUCUCAAAUAACCUGCGAUUGCAGAGGAUCUAUGCCUCUGAGACGCCGAUUCUUCCUCCACUCCUCGAGCGCGACAUGUUGCGCAGGCCCGCCCUCGGUACUCCAAAGCGAAGAAUAGAUGAUCGCGAGAAACUGGAGCCGCCCUCACGCUACAAGUACAGGCUGAACGCUACGCAGGCACGAAGGGUGGAUAGGAGCGGAGACAAGGACUAUUCAGCAUCCGAGCUGUUCGCCGGCACCGGCGCUGACCUGAAGAAGGUCACGAAGCCUGCGGCGGUGCCACCGAGGGCAAGCGGCGAGCUCUGCGAUUUCACAGGGGUGUUACACCUUCUAAGCCGCAGUGAGACUCCAGAUCCAUCCGAUACCGUUGAGGCGUACCCAGACCCGUCCGCUGUGGAAGACUGGAGGAGGCUCGCGAACGAUAUAAUCUGUCCACGCGCGCAGACGGAAUCGACGGCGAGAGGCUUCCAGCUUGAGGUGCUGCAGUUUCUGGAGGACAGCAUAGACGGUGACGAUAUGGAAGAGGUAUAUAUCCCAAAACUUGAGUUUGAGGCUGAUAUCGCGUUUGACUGGGACGACUCGAGUACCAAUAGCGAGGCUGAGGAUUUUGACUACGAUACAUGGGUCGCGGAAAACCUAGCGUUGUGA